Molecule: messenger RNA, 831 nt
Organism: Eimeria acervulina
Lineage: Eukaryota; Apicomplexa; Conoidasida; Eucoccidiorida; Eimeriidae
Product: rna 3' terminal phosphate cyclase, putative
Exons: 2
Coding region: 1-831 (276 amino acids)
Biological process (GO): endonucleolytic cleavage of tricistronic rRNA transcript (SSU-rRNA, 5.8S rRNA, LSU-rRNA)
Cellular component (GO): nucleolus
Molecular function (GO): RNA endonuclease activity
Source: RefSeq, a predicted model, not a curated record
AUGCUGCUGCCUGACGUUUGGGUGUAUGUAGAGGAUGCGACAGCAACACGCAGCAGCAGCAAAGCAGCAGCAGCUGCUGCUGCUGCUACUGCUGCUGCCGUAGGCGCUCCCAACCAGCAUGAGCACCAGCUGCAGCAGCUGCUGCAGCAGCAACGGCAGCAACUCAAGAGCAGCAAAAUUGCUGCUGUUGGUCUCGUUUUAGUAGCAGAAAAUAUUAAGGGGGGUUGCCGUGCUGCAGGCGAAGCGCUGCUGCUGGAGCCAGCAGCAGCAGAAGCAGCAGCAGCAGCAGGAGGUGCAGCACAAGUGGCCGACGCAGCAGCAGCAGCUUCUCGUGCCACCGGCAACAGCAAACUGCAGCAGCUGCUGCAGACAGAAGCCGCAUCAAAACAAGCUGCAGCAGCAGCAGAAGCAGCAGCAGCAAGUAGUCCCGAAGAGCAGCUAGGCCUUCGCGUUGCGAGGCUGCUGCUGCUGCAGCUGCUGCUGGGGGGUGCUGUGCCGCCCAGAGGGCAGAAGAUCGCUUUGCUGUUUGCUGCACUUGCAGCAGACCACGCACCCUCCAAGGUGCUUCUUUCUCGUCUUACUCCGUCGACUGUUGGUUUUCUGCGGCUGCUGCGGGAUUUCUUUGGAGUGGCUUUUUCCUUUGAGCAGCAGCAGCAGCAGCAGCGGCAUGAGCAGCAGCAGCAGCAGCAGCAGCAGCAGCAGCAGCAGGAUUUAGAUUCAGAGGAGGAGGAUUUAGAGACAGUCGAGCCGCUUGAUCUUUCGUGGGCCCCUCAGGUGUUGGCUACGUGCGUUGGCAUUGCAUAUAAAAACCUCAGCCUCAGCAGCUUCUAA